AAGCAGCGCCUGAUAAAGCUGCCUAGGAUUACCUAGGCCUCGGGUUGGGUUGCUCGAUUCAGCUUCUGCAUGCGUGAUCACCGCGCGAGCAACACAGGCUCCAGUACCAGUUAUACUCGUGUUGCAGCAAAGUCAAAAUCAACAUAGCCUAGCUGUACUGACUUUGCAGAGCGAAAUAACUCGCUCCUCCCGAAGCCCAGAGCUGAGCGCAGCAGGCUAGGAUUGAGUAGCGAGCGAGCUACGAGUCAAGCGUAGUCAGUUCUAUAAUAUUAGGUAGCCAUAGAGGCCUGAACGCGGUUCACUAGCCUCUUGGAACUAUACGUCGGUAGAAGCCGUGAAGAAUGCCUCCGGCUGGCGGUGGUUCGGAGUCUGUGAAGGUGGUCGUGCGCUGCCGGCCUCUGAACGGCAAGGAGAAGGCAGAUGGCCGCUCGCGUAUUGUGGAUAUGGAUGUGGAUGCGGGCCAGGUCAAGGUCCGCAACCCUAAGGCGGAUGCCAGCGAGCCACCAAAGGCGUUCACCUUCGAUCAGGUGUACGACUGGAACUGCCAGCAGCGGGACGUGUUCGACAUCACGGCCAGGCCGCUGAUUGACUCUUGCAUCGAGGGCUACAACGGCACCAUCUUCGCGUACGGCCAGACCGGCACGGGCAAGUCGCACACCAUGGAGGGCAAGGAUGAACCGCCCGAGCUGCGCGGCCUCAUCCCCAACACCUUCCGCUACGUGUUCGAGAUCAUUGCGCGCGACAGCGGCACGAAGGAGUUCCUCGUGCGCUCCAGCUACCUGGAGAUCUACAACGAGGAGGUGCGCGACCUGCUAGGCAAGGACCACAGCAAGAAGAUGGAGCUCAAGGAGAGCCCCGACCGCGGCGUGUACGUGAAGGACCUGUCGCAGUUUGUGUGCAAGAACUACGAGGAGAUGAACAAGGUCCUCCUGGCUGGCAAGGACAACCGGCAGGUGGGCGCCACACUGAUGAACCAGGACUCCUCGCGCUCGCACUCCAUCUUCACCAUCACCAUCGAGUGCAUUGAGAAGCUGGAGAGCGCCGCAGCUCAGAAGCCGGGCGCCAAGAAGGACGACAGCAACCACGUGCGUGUGGGCAAGCUGAACCUGGUGGACCUGGCGGGUAGCGAGCGCCAGGACAAGACCGGAGCCACCGGUGACCGCCUCAAGGAGGGCAUCAAGAUCAACCUGUCGCUGACGGCGCUGGGCAACGUGAUCUCGGCCCUGGUGGACGGCAAGAGCGGCCACAUCCCCUACCGUGACUCCAAGCUCACGCGUCUGCUGCAGGACUCCCUGGGCGGCAACACCAAGACGGUGAUGGUUGCAAACAUCGGCCCUGCGGACUGGAACUACGAUGAGACCAUGUCGACCCUGCGUUACGCCAACCGCGCCAAGAACAUCCAGAACAAGCCCAAGAUUAACGAGGACCCCAAGGACGCGAUGCUUCGCCAGUUCCAGGAGGAGAUCAAGAAGCUCAAGGAGCAACUGGCGGCGCGCGCUGCUGGCGGCGGCGGCCCCAUCACUAUGCCGUCCGGUGGCGGCAGCCCCACGCAGAAGAUUGUGGAGCGCACGGAGGAGGUGGACCCCGACAUCGACGCCAUCAAGGCGCAGAUGCGCGCCGAGCUGGAGGCCAAGAUGAAGAGCGACAUCAGCACGGAGGCGCUGGACAAGGCGCGUGAGGAGGCGGAGGCGGCGGCAAAAAAGCAGCUGCAGGCCAUUAUUGACGACCAAGGCAAGACGGAGGCGCAGAAGAAGGCGGCGCGCGAUGCGCUGAAGAAGCAGGCGGAGGAGGCGCGCGCCAUUGCGGGCGCCAUCGAGAAGGAGAAGCAGGAGAAGGCGGUGUUGGAGUCGCGGAUCAAGGAGAUGGAGGGCAAGAUCGUGGUGGGCGGUGUGAACAUGCUGGAAAAGGUGGACGAGCUGAAGCAGAAGAGCGAGGACAUUAAGCGCGAGGCCGCCAUUCGCAAGCGCCAGGAGGAGGAGGCCAAGCGCAGGUUGGAGGAGCUGCAGGCGGCGCAGGUGGACGCAGACGCCAAGUUUGCGUCGCUGGAUGAGGAGAUCAAUGUCAAGAGCCGGCAGCUGAAGAAGCUGUUUGAGAAGUACCAGGGCAAGAAGGGCGAGCUGGCGGACCUGCAGGAGCAGUUCCAGCGCGAGCGCGAGGGCAUGCUGGAGGACUACCGCAUCCUCACACAGCAGAUCAAGCUGAAGAACCUGAUCAUCGCUUGCUUCAUCCCGCCGGACUACCAGGACAAGAUCAUGCAGCACUGCCAUUGGCAGGACUACGACAGCAGUUGGAACAUCGACUGCAUCGCGUACGCAGGCAAUGCGGUGCGCACCAACCAGGAGCUGCAGGCGCAGGAGGACAAGGAGCACGACGCGGCGGCGGAGAACGAGCGGCUCAAGAAUUGCUUCUUCAGCUACGAGCAGUUCGAGGCGGCCGGGGCGGGCUCCAAGCAGGGCGGUGGUGGUGGUGGUGGUGGUGGUGGUGCGGCCCGUCCGGGCAGCUCCGCAGGGCGCGCGGUGGGCAGUGCGGCGCGGCGCACAGGCGGCAAGGCCGGCGGCAAGGACAUCACCGACAUCGGCUCACUGCGCGACUCGGUCAACUGGGGCGACGAUGACGACAAGAAAAAGGGGGCCAUCCCCAAGGCGAAGGGCCUGGUCAAGGACACAGUGGACCCGCGGCUGCGCGCCAGCAAGCUCAAGUAGCGGGAGCAGCAGUGCACCAGUAGCAGGCAGCGGGCGUAGAGGUUUCAGUGUGUGAAGUAACGGGGCAGGAGGUGCGGUUUACUUAGGCGUGGCGGUGGGGCUGAUGGCCGUACAUACGUGCAUGCGUGCGUGCGUGCGUGCGGCGGCAGUGUGCCAAUGUCCAAUGGUGUCCAGUGAAGCCGGCGUUGCGCGGCGCAUGUACAUAUGCUGACGAGCGUGAUUGCAGACAUAUGAUGAUGAUUUAUUCCAAGACGGUGUGCACGUCGGCUAGGUGUGCAUGGAUGUGCACAAGCCCAACGCGGCAUGUGUUAGGCUCAGAUGGAUGGUACAGUAUGGACGUGCUUGAAGAAACGCAGCACGCACAAGCGAACAUGACGUUGUAGAGCCGAGGCAUGGUAGGGCACUUCCUGUUGUGGCUGCCAGCAAGUGCUGAUGGCGGCAUUGGCCCUGGAAGACGGGCUGUUACCUGUAAGCCAUCACUCAU
Chlamydomonas reinhardtii is the source of this 3186-nucleotide messenger RNA. RefSeq lists its product as uncharacterized. Gene Ontology annotation, biological process: microtubule-based movement. The transcript is spliced from 21 exons. NCBI's taxonomy places the organism in Eukaryota, Viridiplantae, Chlorophyta, Chlorophyceae, Chlamydomonadales, Chlamydomonadaceae. Bases 342 to 2702 code for a protein of 786 amino acids. Gene Ontology annotation, molecular function: microtubule binding; ATP binding; microtubule motor activity. The record is from RefSeq and is a predicted model, not a curated record.